This is a messenger RNA of Dioscorea cayenensis subsp. rotundata (Guinea yam), 2157 nucleotides long. Its product is annotated as zinc finger CCCH domain-containing protein 17. The coding region runs from base 284 to 1558 and encodes 424 amino acids. Gene Ontology annotation, molecular function: protein binding; metal ion binding. Lineage: Eukaryota; Viridiplantae; Streptophyta; Magnoliopsida; Dioscoreales; Dioscoreaceae. The transcript is spliced from 9 exons. The record is from RefSeq and is a predicted model, not a curated record.
GGCCGUCAUCAACCGUCUCCGCGUUGGGUCUAAGCUCGAGCUUCACCCACCGCCGACGAGACACCCUCGUUCUUCUCCUUCAUCGCCGCCGCCAUCGUUCUCUCCCUCGAAAUCCUUCGAAGAAGCGGAGAAUACUCGGGUAGAUCGUGAGUGGGGGAAGCGAAAUCCAUCGAAAUCGAUCUCGUCUCCUUCUGAUUCGCCUCCCGAUCCGUCGAUCGUGUUCUUGUUCUUGAAUUUCCCCUUUUGAUCGAGGUGCGAGUUGAAAUCUAGGGUUUUGGAGUUGAUGGACAUCGAAGCGGGGGAUAGGUAUGGGAACAAGAGGAUCCACCAGCGUAUUGGUGGUUCGAACCCUUCUUCAAUCUCUGAGAGGAGUAACAACAAGGUGUGCCAUCAUUGGCGGGCUGGGCGGUGCAAUCGCCACCCUUGCCCGUUCCUGCACGCUGAGCCUUCAAUUGAUUCCUUGCCCAAGCGCCAUCAGCCGGCAGUCGAGCACCACUCGCUUGUUUGGAAGAACCCCGGCACAAACCCUGGCCCCCCGUCCAAGUGGGGUAAGGCCCGAGCGCCCCAGAAGGCUCCUGACAAGAUUUGCAAGUAUUUCAUAAGUGGCAACUGUAACUACGGUGAAAGAUGCCGGUUUUUGCAUUCUUGGUUCGUUGGCGAUAGCUUCUCUCUUCUAACUCCUCUUCAAGGCCACCAGAAGGUUAUUACUGGGAUUGCACUGCCGGCUGGGUCAGACAAGCUGUAUUCUGGGAGUAAAGAUGAGUCUGUGCGAGUUUGGGAUUGUCAGACUGGUCAGUGUGUUGGAGUCAUCAAUUUGGGAGGUGAAAUUGGUUGCAUGAUCAGUGAAGGACCAUGGAUAUUUGUUGGAAUUCCCAAUGCUGUGAAGGCAUGGAAUACACAGACAGCAACAGAUCUAAGUCUCAGUGGACCUACUGGACAAGUUUAUGCAUUGGUUGUUGGCAAUGAGAUGCUUUUUGCUGGAAUUCAGGACGGUCACAUACUCGCCUGGAAGUUUAGUGCUGUGGGCAAUUGCUUUGAACCUGCAGCUUCUCUUAGCGGCCAUAGACUUGGUGUUGUUUCUCUCGUUGUUGGAGCAAUGAGACUAUACUCUGGUUCCAUGGACAAUACUAUUAGGGUUUGGGACCUGGUGACCUUGCAAUGCAUUCAGACGCUAACUGACCAUACAUCAGUGGUUAUGUCAGUUCUUUGUUGGGAUCAGUUUCUGUUAUCUUGUUCAUUGGACCGGACGAUAAAGGUUUGGGUUGCAACUGAAACUGGAAGUCUAGAAGUAACAUAUACUCACAAUGAAGAGCAGGGGCUGCUAGCAUUAGGUGGAAUGCAUGAUGCACAGGCCAAGCCUGUCUUGUUGUGCUCUUGCAAUGACAAUGUUGUCCGGCUCUAUGAUUUGCCAUCCUUCACCGAGAGGGGCAAGAUUUUCUCCAAGGAUGAAGUGCGGGCAAUGCAAGUUGGCCCAGGGGGCUUAUUUUUCACUGGAGAUGGUACUGGUGAGGUAAAGGUAUGGAAAUGGUCGGCAAACGAGACACAAAGCGUGAACUAGAGACAGCCUCCCCGGUGAUCUUAUAGUCUUCAUUACACGUAUGUUAAAAGAGUCCGCUAGAGGAGGUGUACACGGCCAAUUUUUGUCGAUUGCCAAAUUGAGGCUCACCACCAGAUUUGUUGUUUGCUCAACCAUCAAGAGGCCUCUGUCUGUGAGGUGCUGCAGUGGAGGGUUAAAAUUAACCCCUCAUGGUAGAUUGAUUUCCUUCCUUAGACAAACAUGUGUUACCAUUGCUUGUCAAAGUCAAUCCUGUAUAGUCUUAAUUUAAUAAAUCAAGAUGGUUUAAGAGUUUACAAAACUUCUUGGGAUAAUUAGGUGACCGGUCUUUAUUUAUGCAUGGUUGCUUUUAGCCCAAGCCUCAGCUGGUCCUGGGUUUGCUGGAUUGCUGGAAGGAGGUUAUAUUGUUUCUCUGUACUUUUUGACGUUUUUAUAGACUCCCAAUUGUUACUUUGAUGUUGUAGCCAGCUGCAUAUUGAGACCCCAAUUGGUUUGAGAAUAACCAGUUGUGAUCAUUCUUGUUAUCCCUGCUGUACUUUGAAGAUGAACACUUGUAAGUCUGACUGGUUAUCAAGGCUUGCUUGCCAGUUGCCAAUCUUUAA